ACCGUCGCUUCAUUUCCGGAUCCUUCUUCUCCAACGACCCGGAAAUAUUACUCUGCAUUUUAGCCUCAAUUCCCCUGUCAACGAAAACAAAAAACCAGAUCGAAUCGACAAUGGCGUUAGAGUGGGUUGUGCUAGGCUACGCCGCCGGAGCAGAGGCGGUCAUGCUUCUCCUGCUAACCCUACCGGGCAUCAGCCCGCUCCGGAAGGGCCUCAUCAGCGUAAUUCGGAGCCUCCUGAAACCUUUCCUGUCGAUCGUCCCCUUCUGCGUCUUCCUGUUGAUGGAUAUCUACUGGAAAUACGAGACGCAUCCCGCCUGCGAGUCGCCGGGAUCGUGUUCCCCCUCCGAGCACCUCCGCCACCAGAAGUCGAUGGUCAAGUCUCAGCGCAACGCCCUCCUCAUCGCCGCCGCCCUCGUCUUUUACUGGCUCCUCUUCUCCGUCACCGGUCUCGUCCUCCGCGCCGAACAGCUCAGCGAUCGCUUGGAGAAGAUGAAGAAGAAUCAGGAUUGAUUUUGCUCUAAACGUCGGAUAAGAUAAGCAGUAGAUUUGAUUUAUUAGGGCUUUUUUUAAAUUUUAUCUUAUUUCUACCGUUCUAAGACUUCUUGCUUAAGGUUCAAAUAUUAGGGGAACAUAUAAUUUGAAUAAUGUCAAAAAAAAGGGAAAAUCAAUUACAGUGUUAUUU
Messenger RNA from Cuscuta campestris, 681 nucleotides. The record is from the annotation of a GenBank genome assembly. NCBI's taxonomy places the organism in Eukaryota, Viridiplantae, Streptophyta, Magnoliopsida, Solanales, Convolvulaceae.